AUGGAGGUUUAUUGUACUAUGCUAUUGACGGAUGGCUACCUGCCAGGCGCACAGGUACUCGCACAUUCGCUCCGCGAUGGCGGGGCGACCAGAAAACUGGCGAUUCUGGUAACUCAAGAUUUUUUGAGUGAAGCCACUAUGAAAGAGUUAAAGAGGAUAUACGAUUACAUUAUUCCCGUGGACCGAAUAACCAAUAAGUCGCAUGGGAACUUGUUAAUGAUGGAUCGGUUGGAUCUAUCGUCGGCGUUUACUAAGAUCCAUCUGUGGAGGAUGACGCAGUUUGAAAAGAUUGUGUAUAUUGAUGCUGAUGUGGUUGCUUUGAGGGCACCCGAGGAACUGUUCGAGACCAAAGAAAAGUUUGCGGCGGCGCCGGAUAUUGGGUGGCCGGAUUGUUUUAAUAGCGGUGUCAUGGUACUCAAGCCGGAUCUGGGGACAUAUCACGGCUUACUCAAUCUUGCAAACAGGGGGAUAUCAUUCGAUGGUGCUGAUCAGGGUUUGCUGAACGAGUACUUUAGAAAUUGGAAUAGACUCUCGUUCGUUUAUAACGUCACACCAUCGGGGCACUACCAAUACGCCCCAGCAUACAACCACUACCGCUCCAGCAUCACGAUGGCCCACUUCAUCGGUUCCAACAAACCAUGGGCCAUUGGACGACACGCAGGACAAGAAAAUACCACAUCAGCAUACGGUGAGCUUUUGGGAAGGUGGUGGUCUAUUUGGGAUGCUCACUACAGACCCGUUACGGAACAAGACCCGGCUUUGACAUGGUUGAGCAAAGGGGUGGGUGAACAGCUGACGAUAGCUGAGAUUGAAAGACCGAAUCCUAUGCCCACCGAGUAUGAUCCGAAUUUUAGACGGGAACAUACGAGUUUCGAUGAGAGGAAAGAUGAACCCGUGGUUUGGCAUCCGCCGCCGGUGGGAGGGCCGAAGCAAGAGCGACACAGGAAUCAACAGGAGCAUCAGUAUCAACCUCAGAACUACCAACCACAGCAGCAGCAACAGCAGCAACAGCAGCAACAUUAUCAUCAUCAUCAUCAGGAAUCACCACCACCACCACCGGUCUUUCUACCAAAAGAACAUGUUCCGUACGUGCCUCGAGAUUUGCCAUAUAAUGCUUACUCGCAGACACAGGGACCACCACCAAGUUACUCUUAUCACGCACAGAGACAGCAGCAGCAGCAGCAACAUUAUCAACCCCAAAUCCACGCACCUCGACCAGUACAUCCGCAAUGGGAAGAACAAGGCCGAAGAUUCUCCAAAGAGAUCCCAGCCAGGAUCGAAAAUAGUUUGCCACUACCCCCUAUCCCCUCAACCACUGAAGAACCACAAGCCUCAGAACCAAAGGAGAAGAAAUCCCCAUCAUUCGAAGCCCCCAUGCAACAAUGGGAUGCCGGAAGAUCCUCCCCUCCCCCAAAUUCUCGACCAGAGGCAAGUAACUGGCCAGCUCAACUUUACGAGAACGAAUGGGAUCAGGCAAAACAAGACACGGGACUCUUCGUCCCACCGAGGGUAGCCUCACCACCAACGGACCUCCUCAAUUUCGAAGUCCCACCAAAACCCCAACCUUCCCCACGUCCUUCCCCUAUCUUCCCAUGGGAACACGGUAACACCACACCGGCGACCCGAGUCUUCGCCGGCGAAGGAAGCCCCUCCCCAACCCUUCCCCUCGCGCUCCCAGGUUCCGUGGACGAUGAAUUCGAAACCGAAGAAGCGGCAGGAGGAUACUCGGCCCGCGGGAUGGCAGCAUGGGAUAGCUACUCGAGAACAAAUGCAUGGGAUAGCAUCCCGUCCAUAGAACGCUACGUAGCUUCCUUCCAACAAUCCACACAACCCCGUAGAACUGUACGAAAAGGGGAUGUGACACCUAACCCUCAGAUCCGCGGUGCUGACGAAAGAAUCCUCAGGACUGACGGGGAACAUUUUGACGAUGAGACGACGACGACGACGACGACGAUAACUUCGACGACGGGUUUGCUGCCGCCUGAAAUCUCGGUUACGCCGACGCCGUUUAAGUCGCUGAGGGGGUAUAGAAGCCAUGCGAUGGACGAUGAGACUAAAUUCCCGUCAGCGCAGGGGAUUCCAGACCAGCAGCACUGGGAUCCCAUGAAAUCAUUAGCAGAACUAAGAAACGCACCAGGAGAGUUACUAAACAGAAGUCCACCAUCACCACAGAGUUUAACCCGAGGAUCUCCUCGAUCACCGGCAUCGUCGGUACAGCAACAGCAACAAUUAGUAUCAUCGUCGAUGCCGGUUCCCGAGAAGGAUUUCCAUAUCACGGCUUAUAGGAAACGACAUGAGAUGAGUGUUUCUUCGGGGAAUUCGUCGGUGACCGGAUCGCCGGUUAAUACUUUUAGUGAGAGGACUUAUGCUUCUAGUUCGACGCAGACGGAUGUGGUGGAGUUGAGUGAUGCUGGGACGCAGAGUGAUCCUGAGGAUAUCGAUGCGGAGAUGGUGAUGGUUGGUGUGCAUUGA
This is a messenger RNA of Orbilia oligospora ATCC 24927, 2472 nucleotides long. RefSeq lists its product as uncharacterized. Gene Ontology annotation, molecular function: glycosyltransferase activity. The transcript is spliced from 6 exons. The record is from RefSeq and is a predicted model, not a curated record. Gene Ontology annotation, cellular component: cytoplasm. Bases 1 to 2472 code for a protein of 823 amino acids. Lineage: Eukaryota; Fungi; Ascomycota; Orbiliomycetes; Orbiliales; Orbiliaceae.